AAUGCUCAGAAUCAGAACCUUUUUGCCUUUUAUUUCUUCUCUCCCAACCCGAUCUUUAUUAUAAACUGGACAAAAGUUAGGCCCUGCAGCUGCUUCUACACUGAUCCAUUCCACACACACACCCUUCUCUCUUGGCUUGGUUUAUGUUUUAUGUGUACGAAUCCAUGACACCAACUGAUUGUUAUUCAGUGUCUUCUCCUAUGCCUUUAGAUCUUAAUGAAGAUCGCACCCAUCAGCUCUUUAGUGCAAAUCAUCAAGCCUCUUCUUCAUCUUCUUCUUUAUCUUAUUCUAUAUUCUUUAACCCAGAUAUUGAUCAAGGAGGAUCUUGCUAUUGGGAAUCCAAGCAUUUACAAAGUGAUGAAGAGGCCAAGAAGAUUAUUCCUUCUAGCAGAUCAUGGGAUCAUCCAUCAGCGGAAAAGGAUGAAAGAAUAAGUGAUCUGAAGGUGAUGGUAUGGAAGAAAGAAGAUGGGUAUGAAAAUCUUCAACGAGAAGAUAGUUCAGUGAAGUGGAUGCCUUCAAAGAUGAGAAUGAUGCGAAGAAUGAUGGUAUCAGGUUUUGAUAUUGUAGGCACAUCUAAGAAGUAUGAAGAGAAAAAAUCACUAUUAUCACCUCAAGAAGUUUAUUAUAGCAGCAACAAUUCUUCUUCAAACAACAGCAACAUCCCUGUUAGGGUUUGUUCUGAUUGCCAGACCACUAAGACCCCUCUCUGGAGGAGUGGACCAAAAGGUCCAAAGUCACUUUGUAACGCAUGCGGGAUUCGACAAAGGAAGGCAAGACAUGCCAUUGCCGCGGCUGCAAAUGCAAAUGGAACGAUUCUUAUGGAUGCUAAGAAUGAGAAAUCUCAUGUGAAGAAGGGAAGCAAGUUUCGAAACAAAGGGACGAAGAAGUCCAAAACUGAGUGCACACCACAGUUGAAAAAGAAGCGGAAACUUGGAGCCAAAGCGUGUGUAGAUAGAAAGAGGUUCAAUACAUUUGAGGAUUUGACAAUAAGCUUGAGUAAGAACUUGGCAUUCCAACAAGUUUUCCCUAAGGAAGAGAAAGAGGCUGCAAUCUUGCUCAUGGCUUUAUCUUAUGGCCUGCUUCAUGGCUUUCCCUCAGAUCGUUACUUAUGAGAUUGGUUUUCAAAUCAUAAUUUUAUGAAAGAAGAUUCAAUUUAGUUAGGAAAAUUAGUAAUAGGACAAUAAAGUUUGAAAGUUGUUAGUUGGGUUGGUUUUGUCAAGUUAAAUUAUGUUGGAUUUGAGCAAAGGAGACACAAAGUACGAGUCUCUUAUUGCUCAUGAUCUCGUGUAUCUGAUAAUUUCGGUAAAUUCAAUAAUUUUACAAGGGAUUUUUAUGUUG
Abrus precatorius (Indian licorice) is the source of this 1338-nucleotide messenger RNA. Its product is annotated as GATA transcription factor 21-like. Gene Ontology annotation, biological process: regulation of DNA-templated transcription. The transcript has 3 exons. Bases 144 to 1112 code for a protein of 322 amino acids. Gene Ontology annotation, molecular function: zinc ion binding; sequence-specific DNA binding. NCBI's taxonomy places the organism in Eukaryota, Viridiplantae, Streptophyta, Magnoliopsida, Fabales, Fabaceae. The record is from RefSeq and is a predicted model, not a curated record.